Sphaerulina musiva SO2202 is the source of this 738-nucleotide messenger RNA. RefSeq lists its product as uncharacterized. The record is from RefSeq and is a predicted model, not a curated record. Gene Ontology annotation, biological process: mycotoxin biosynthetic process. Bases 1 to 738 code for a protein of 245 amino acids. NCBI's taxonomy places the organism in Eukaryota, Fungi, Ascomycota, Dothideomycetes, Mycosphaerellales, Mycosphaerellaceae. The transcript is spliced from 7 exons.
AUGAAAGGUCGUCUGCUGCUCGACAGACGUUUGCCAGCAGGUUCCCCAUUGCUGGAAAUCGAUCGGACGGUGAAGACUGAGAUAUUUCGACCGUGGAAUUUUACUCCGAGCGUUUGGAAUGAGCACCCAUCUCUGGGUCGAGUAGACAAGCUCUGGGACGAGAAGGCGGGCAAAUGCUACAAGUAUCACUUUUUCAUGAUUCCCAUCGACCAAGGCGCCCCGUACGGCUUGGAUCCACGUACAAAUGUCGUCUUCAAAGAUAUGCCAGGACCGGUAUCGGAGGGGUUUCCAGUGAUGUUAGAGGCCAUACACCACCUUCACUGUCUUGAUGCGUUGCGCAGGAAACUCUUCAUGAAUCGUGAGUGGUAUAAAGAGAACUGGGCGACUUUCGCCAAUCCUGGUAUCGAAGAUGCGCAUACCAGCCACUGUCUUGACAUGAUUCGACAGGUACUGACAUGUCGCGCCGAUAUUGGCAUCCUCGGGUGGAAAUGGGUCGCGGUAAGCAACAAUCUCCCCGACUUUGCACGUCCCCAUCAGUGCGUCAGCUACGCAUCUGUGCUCGAUUGGGCGCAGAAACAUGCAAUGCCAGAGAUGUUUCAAGCAUACGAAAAGCAUCAGGCUCCCCCAAGUGAUGCAAUUUUUGCUGACUGGGAACUCUUCCACGGCGAUUUGGGCGAUUUGAAUCGUUGGCUCACGCCUGCUAGCCAUAAAACGGGAGGGGAAGAAAAGCAUACUUGA